AUGCCACGAGGCACGAAAAGGCCUACGUCGGCCUUGUCCGAACCCGGUAGUCCGAAGAGUGUUGCGAGACUGCUUUGGAAACCCAAGAGAGUUAGAGUUUCGGAGGUUACCUGGGAGGAUACUAAGGAGGGUACUACAGAGGCCACUACCUCUACGGAGGAUACUGAGGAGAGUCCUGAGCAGGGUGCCGAGGAGUAUACCGAAGAGUAUACCGAGAAGAAUGACGGGGGAUAUACUGAGGAGGAUAGCGAGGAGUAUGCUGAGUAUUGGCCAUCGUGGUUUCUUGACAUUCACACGAACAUGACAAGUAUGGAACAGAGUUUUGGCUGGUGGGAUGAAGGGGGCUCAUCGGAGGAUGAAGGCCCAGAACCAAUAGAGGAUGCAGAGCUGGCAGAGGAGCCCGCAGAGGACACGGAGCCGGCAAAGACUCCAAACCUAGCAAGUAAUCAAGAUUUGCGACAUGGCGCCCCGGCAAAGCAUGCCAGGCCAUUGAAGACGCUGGACGAAAUAAACCUCGACGACGCCAAGAACCGUGACCGUUGGAACGUGCAGCUCAAUAACCAGAAAAUCAGAAGGAGCACCGACCCUAGCUUUGAGAAGCAGGUAAUUCUGGCCCAGAAUGCGACCAAACUCGUCUCAAAAGCGUAUGAGAUGCUCGAACGAACGCCUCCUAGAGAACGAUCCAUUGUUUGGAUGAAACCGCGCUAUGACAUGUAUUGCGAGGAACAUGCCAGGCUCUUUGCAAAAAAUGACGACGACGGAGAGUACGAACAGGGAGACGCCAGGGUGAUCAAAUUUAUCCGCAUCUCGAGACAAGAGCUUGAGGGGCGAGAUAUUGACCCAGACUCUAUCCCAGGACAAUCAUUCCAAGCUGACAUCAGGAUCUGUGGCGGCCUUCGAGGAACCAAGCUCUUCUCAGUUUGUUUAGCAGACACCAAGCCCAUUGAAGUCGACUCUUGGUCAAUGGGGGUCCUGCCCUUUACCUUCAUCGACGGCUACUUCUUCAAGCUGAGGCUUCCAAGGGAUAAAGUGCUCCGGGGAACAAAUAUCGACCCAUCGAAAGCUCCCGAGUUCUUUGACUUUGUUGGCAUUGCGCAGGGUUAUUAG
Messenger RNA from Clonostachys solani, 1107 nucleotides. Lineage: Eukaryota; Fungi; Ascomycota; Sordariomycetes; Hypocreales; Bionectriaceae. The record is from the annotation of a GenBank genome assembly.